AUGGGCAGUUCACAGUCGUUUCCUGGUUUGACAGAGGAUGUGCUUGAGGACUACACAUCCCUUACUUAUUUGACCAAAGGAGAAAUCCUGUAUUUGAUGAAAAAGUUUUAUUCUAUUGAUCCAGAAAAAGUGAAAAAGGAUUUCCAUCACAGAUUUAAUAGGGAAGAGAUAUUAACGAAGUUCCACGUGUUGGAGAACAAUCCGUUUUUAGACAGGAUAUUCAGUGUAUUUUCCUCCAAAGGCGAUGGAUGUUUGUCUUUUGAAGACUUGGUGGAUUUGUGUUCGGCCAUGAGUUACGAAUGCCCUGCUGAAGUCAAAGCCGUUUGGGCGUUCAGAAUAUUUGAUCUAGAUGAUGAUGGCCAGAUUACUGCAAAGGAUAUCGGUCAAAUCGUAGACCGUUUGACUUUGGGCGUCACGGAUAACCGCGAUCACUAUAUCGAUGAAGCAUCAAAGGAUAAAAUUGCAAAAGUUAUCCUGGAUGAAGUUAAUUUUGAUAAGAGUGGAGGUAUCGGGCAGCUCGAAUUCAAGCUCGUCAUGGCCAGAAUACCGGAGUUUGCAACAUCAUUUUACUUUAAACUUUAA
Molecule: messenger RNA, 582 nt
Organism: Spodoptera exigua (beet armyworm)
Lineage: Eukaryota; Metazoa; Arthropoda; Insecta; Lepidoptera; Noctuidae
Source: the annotation of a GenBank genome assembly